CCGAUGCAAAUACCCUUUUGCAUCGGUUCUUAAGAAAAACUAAUUUAAAAUGUUAUGUUAUAAUCAGCCUCUAAAUUCUUAUCCUUACGCGAUUUUGAAAAAAAAGCCCCAAACGCUUCGCCGUGUCACUCCUCCUCGACGCUAGUCUUCACUAACGUUACCUCGCCGAUUUCCUCCCUUCGCCGAUGCAUCUCGCUGAAUUCCUCCCUUCGCCGACGCCACCCAUCGCUGUGCCUUCCCUCACCAACCCCUCUCUUCGCCGUGCCUCGUCCCAACACCAACCCUUCGUCGCCAACUCUUCGCCGUGGCCUUCGCCGUCUUCCUCCCUUCGCCAACCCUUCGUUGUCUUCCUCCCUUUGCCGACGCAUCCCUUCGCCGUCUUUGAGCUUGAGGUCGCUGGAGUUGAGAGUAAUCGUCACCAGAAGUUUUGCCAGAAAAUUUCCAAAACCUCCAUUUAAGCCCAAGGGUUUAGAGUUAGGGUUGGUCUUAACAUGAGCUAAUAUGAAUGGGAAAAUAGGGAAGAACCGUUGGUGGACCUCUUCUUCAGCCUAACCCUGAGUUUAAUUGGCAGUUUAAUUUCAGAAUCAAGACAUGAUAAAUUAGUGAAUCAGAUUUGUUCAGUUUAUUUUUAUUAAAAACUAUAAGUAUUUUCAAAAUGGUUUAAGUUAAUUAUUACUGUCUACGUUUUUAUAAAGUUUAUGGUGAUUGUUUUUGUGUGUUUGUUUUCUCCUUGAGUGUUCUUCU
Molecule: messenger RNA, 744 nt
Organism: Cuscuta campestris
Lineage: Eukaryota; Viridiplantae; Streptophyta; Magnoliopsida; Solanales; Convolvulaceae
Source: the annotation of a GenBank genome assembly